Salmo salar (Atlantic salmon) is the source of this 7783-nucleotide messenger RNA. The record is from RefSeq and is a predicted model, not a curated record. NCBI's taxonomy places the organism in Eukaryota, Metazoa, Chordata, Actinopteri, Salmoniformes, Salmonidae.
AACACCACAUUCAAAUUCCUGGCUCGCCGCUCCUCUUUGUCUGUUUUUCUCUUUCUAAAAAGGGGGACUGCAAGAUUAAUGAAUAGACCAAGGAGUCUAUCAAAGGACUGUUGGCGAGGCACAGCCUGGCACCAAAGAAGGUGGCACCAGUUGACACUCCAGCCAAACUUCACCUGGCUGGUAUAGAGUUACAGACUGUUUGACUCGCUUGGAGAAAGAGAAGUAUUGCAUUUGCCUGCUUUCCUUUCCAUUUGGAGAAUUUUCAGUUGGAGAAGAAGGAACUCGGUGUACACCAUAGGAGCAAGUCCUGGGAUAGUCUGUUUUGAGGAUCCAGUAAGCCAUGGCACCAGCGUUUCUGCCCACUGACCUGAGCGAUGGAGCAUUAUCUCUGUCCAGCUAACGAUGGGGUCAAAAUAUUUCUGCCGUCAAAUCCCCAAACUAAAAUCCAGGUUGUACCAAAGGAUCUUCAUGUGUCAGAGGGCAUGAUCGACAACGCAGUGGAUAUGGACAGUCUGAACAGGAACUUGCCUGAAUGCGGAUGGCAGACCCAUAAGGUGUUACAGAGCACUCCACUGGAUCUGUUUGAGAGCGGCAAGGCUCUGAAGGUCCAGGCAGAGCGCCCCCAUCUGGUCAGUCUGGGCAGUGGCCGUCUCAGUACGGCCAUCACACUGCUGCCCCUUCCCGAAGGUAGGACCACGGUGGGCCAUGGGGCGAUGGACAUCAGCAUCCAGGGCCCAGGAGUUGCCGCCCAGCACUGCUCCAUAGAGAACCGGGCAGGGAUCAUCACUCUCCACCCCUGUGGGAACCAGUGUGCCAUAGACGGGCUUCCUGUCACCAAACCGGUCCGCCUGUCACAAGGUUGUAUGCUGUGUUUUGGCCAGUCAGCUUUUUUCCGCUUCAACCACCCAGAGGAGGCGUUCAGGAUGAAGAGCAUGAUGCCAGAGGGAAGCAGGGGCUCUGGUGGGAACUACAGAAUUCACUCAGAUACAGAGAGCCUGGUCAAUGGGAACCAUCAGUCAGGAGCGUCCCAGUCGUGCCACCCAGCCCCCGGGGCUAGAGACUCCUGCUCCGAGCAUAGUGCCAUCGUCAGCUCCAUCGAAAAGGACCUCCAGGACAUCAUGGACUCCCUAGUCAUGGAUGAUCCCCAGCCUUCCUCUUCAGACCACCCCAUCCCCCACUCCCUGCUGUCCCCCAUGGUCAACGGAGGAGGCCGCUACCUCCUCUCCCCUCCCACCAGCCCAGGAGCCAUGUCGGUGGGCUCCAGCUAUGAGAACACCUCCCCACCCUUCUCCCCCCUGUCCUCUCCCUCGGCGGCCAGCAGCGCAGGCAGCUACACCAGCCCUUCUCCCAGCGGCUGCCUGGACCCCCAGGACCCAUCCCUGCCCCCCGUGCCGGUCCGCUCAUCUAGCUACAACUACACAACUACACCACCCAUCCCCCAGCCAAGGACCAUACUGACCAACUACAGCCCUGGCGGCGGGGUGCAGAGGGUUCCUGAGAGCCCUAGGCACCAGAGGAAAGGUCUCCUGGAGGCCCCCCAAAGCCCCAAGCCAGCCCGCAGAGGCCAGAGACUGGACAGCCCAGGGGGGGUGGGUUCAGAGAGCCCUAGACUGACCCACCAAUCUGUUGCCUCAGCCGAUGCCGGGUACAUGGGCAUGGGCAGGAACGCAGUGCCAAGUAGCCCCAGACUCACCUCCAAGUUCCCCUACUCCUCCACGUCCUCCUCCCCAUCCAGUCCCAGGACGAAAGCGGGCACCAUCCUCCAGGAGCGCCCGGCCAGCCCCUUCAGAGAGCAAGCGGACCACUCCCUCACUUCCAGCCCUUCCAGACAGCUGCUAUCCCAGCCCAGCAGGGCCUUUCAGCCUCCCCUGGACCCCAUCGUCCACAUCAUCCAGGGGGGCUCUCCACUCCAGCAGCACCACCCCUUCCCCCACCCCCGCACGCUGCAGCCCCCAGAGAGCCCUCGGCUGACUCGCAGGAACCUUGAGCUCAGCAGCGGGGGCAGCAGCAUGAAGGAGCUCCCACCUCUCAGCCCCUCCAUGGCUCGCAGAGGGGUGCCUGUUCACCUGGGGGCUCUCCCUGGAACUAUCCCCACGUUGAGAACGCCUGAGAGCCCAUCAUCAUCAUCAUUGGGGAAGUUGGGAGUCCCGGAGAGCCCCAGGCUCCUACGCAAGGCCGGCUCCCCCGCGGAGGACCAGUUUGGCAGCAGUGUGGUCCGAGCCCGCAGCCCCUCCCCCACCUCAGGGUUGAUGAUGAUGGAGAGUGGGGGAGGUGGGAGGAAGGCCAGCUUUGGGAAUGCCAUCUCCCCUGCUUACAGCCUGGGCUCCCUGCCUGACUCCUCGCCUCUCGCCAGCCCCAGGGGCCAUAGGAAGAUGUCUGGGGGCUCCCGGGAUCAGAGGGGCCCCCACCCGGGCAUGCGGGAGCGCAAAAACAGCAUCUCUGAGAUCAGCGACAACGAGGACGAGCUGUUGGAGUACCACCGGCGCCAGAGAGAGGAGAGGCUCAGGGAGCAGGAGAUGGAGAGACUGGAGAGGCAGAGGCUGGAGACCAUCCUGAACCUGUGUGCCGAGUACAACAAGGGCGACGGGCCCGUGGGGGGUGAGGCAGAGGGGAGGAUGGGCUUCCCUGGGGGUCUGGGACCGGGGGAGGGGGCAGCCAGGAGACCCUCUAUGGACAGCUUGGCAGGGUCCAGCUCGCUGCGUCGUAGCAUGGCCCAGAGACAGCAGAGGGAGAGCGACGAGGAGAACCUCAAGGAGGAGUGCAGCAGUACGGAGAGCACCCAUCAGGAGGUGAGGACGCCACUUUCUCCACAGGCCCUCCACAAUGGAGACAAAUACCAGCAUGAAGAGCAGUCUGUUACUGGCGGCGUCGGACGGGCAGAGCUGGGUUACCUGGAGGACGAGCGGGUCAGAGUGCUGGCCCGAGUCGACGAGCUCAAAUCACGAAUCACAGAGCUGGAGCAACAGCUACAGGAGUCCAAGCAGGAGGCGGAGAUGGAGCGGGCCCUGCUGCAGGGGGAGAGGCAGGCGGAACUGGACCAGAUAGAGGCAGAGACGGAGAUCAUCAGACAGCUGCAACACAAGCGCAACGAGCUGGAGAACGUCAUCCAGAGGGAGAAAGACAAGGCAUUGCCAAAUCCUGGAUGGCUUCCCAAGACCGUAUCUAGUUGGUUUUGCCAUCCCAAGGAGAGGGCAAAUGUUGACGCAGAGCGCCGAGCCCUGGCGAGCCUUCAGGAGGGCUACAGUGAGCUGAAGAACCAGCUUCAUAACUGUCCCGAGUCACUGAGGGAGCAGUUACACGAACAGCUCAAAAGGGAGGGCGAGACCCUGGAGUCAGAGACAAAGCAGUUUGAGGACCUGGAGUUCCAGCAGCUGGAGAGGGAAAGCAGCCUGGAGGAGGAGAGGGAGACCAUCAGCCAGCAGCUGAUGCAGGAGAGGGCUGAGUACCACACCAGCGUGGCCAAGAGGAAGGACAAGGUGGCAGCUCUGGAAGGCCAGGCCAGUCAGCUGGGACAGCAGGCGUCUCAGGAGUGUGACAGGCUGGCUAAGGACAGGAACCUUACCCUGCAGAUGCUCCAUAAGGAGAAAGAGAGACUAUCGGCCCUGGAGAAGAGAUACCUCAGCCUUACUGGAGGAAGGACUUUCCCUAAGAGUUCCAGCACCAUGAAAGAGGAAAUGCUCCAUAUCAGCGAGAUUGACCUGUUAGAGGACUCCCACUCCCAGCAUCCUCUCUGCCGACCCGCUGCUUUCUAUUUAAGCUCCUCCUCUCAGUUAUACCCAGGGGGCAGCCCGACAGAGGAGUACAUGAAGCUCUCGGAUGUCUAUAGGAUGUAUGGGAGAGAUUGCCAUGACACCCAACUCACCACCUCUGCUCAGCAUGGCCUCUCGCUCAUCCUAGACACAGCUGUCCCCUGCGAGGAGUAUUUGACUGUGGGCCAGUUAACUCAGAUCUUUGGGAUGCCGAAGGUCGAGUCCUCCCCUACCUCUCCUCUCCGGCCCCUCCAGUCAGGAGCGGGAGACCCUGCCUUCUCCUGCCUCUCCGUUCCUCAUGGUUCCUCCCCCUCUCUCUCUGUUGAGUACCAGCCUGAGCGUAGUAGGCCUCAAAUCCCCACUCUCGAUUUAGAGCAGUGGUACCAGGAGGUGAUGGCUGCUGGAGAGAGCAGCCAUCUCUGCCCCCCUCUCCCAGCUAAAUCUCUCUCCCUUCGCAGGCCUAUGCAGGUGUUCCGCUCCAAGCUGGACAGUGAUGCUGGACAAAUGGUACAUCAACCCAAAGCAGGCUCCGGAUCCCAUCUGCAGUGCGGAGCUGCCACACUGGGACGCAACACAACCUCCAAGAGCCCGCUGAUGGUUCCCAGCAGUACCGGCAGUUUGCCACGGAACUUGGCUGCCACCAUGCAGGACAUAGAGACCAAGAGAGCGCUAGCCUUACAGCAGAAAGAGUCUUCCUUGCCUUCCACGUCUGAGUCUCCCUGCUCCACCAUGGACAAUCCCACAGACCGACAGAUAGACCGACAGAUAGACAGACAGACCUCUGAUCCUGGGAGCCACCAGGUGAUCGAGGAGCAGCGGCGUCGAUUGGCUGAGCUGAAGCAGCGGGCUGCAGUGGAGGCCCAGUGCCAGUGGGAUGCGCUCCACGGCUCUCAGACCCACCUCAACACCCAGUAUGCCCCUUCCCAUGUCCACGGCCCUCCCAUGGUGCACCACUCCAUCCUGCACCACCAGCCGCCGCCGGCGGGCGAGCAGCCGUACGACACACUGAGUCUGGAGAGCUCUGACAGCAUGGACACCAGCGUCUCCACCGGCAACAACUCGGCCUGCUCCCCUGACAACAUGUCCAGUGCCAGUGGGAUGGAUGCGCUGAAGAUCGAGGAGAUGGAGAAGAUGCUGAAAGAAGCCCACCUAGAGAAGGCCAGGCUCAUAGAAUCCAGAGAGCGUGAGAGCCAUGCCCGUAGGCAGAUGCUGGAGGAGGAGAGGAGGCGGCGAGAGGAGGCUGAGAAAAGGCUGCAGGAGGAGACGGUGCACAGGCAGCAGCUGGUGGACAAGGAGGUGAAGAUGAGAAGCAAGAACUUCUCCCAGGCCCGUCCUAUGACUCGUUACCUGCCCAUCCGCAAAGAGGAGUUUGACCUGCGCUCCCACAUCGAAUCAUCCGGCCACAACGUGGAGACCUCUCACCACGUGAUCCUCACAGAGAAGAUGUGCAAGGGUUACCUGGUCAAGAUGGGCGGCAAGAUCAAGUCGUGGAAGAAACGCUGGUUUGUCUUCGACCGCCUCAAAAGGACCUUCUCCUAUUACGUUGACAAGCACGAGACCAAACUGAAAGGAGUCAUCUACUUCCAGGCCAUUGAAGAGGUCUACUAUGAUCACUUGCGUAUCGCCACGAAGAAAGGAUUUUUCAACCUCAAUUUGGCCAAUCACUUUUCUGAGCUCCUGCCUCCUCAGUUUCGAAGAGAGAGCCCCAAUCCCUCGUUGACCUUCUGUGUGAAGACUCAUGACAGACUGUACUACAUGGUGGCCCCUGCCCCGGAGGCCAUGAGGAUAUGGAUGGACGUCAUAGUAACGGGAGCCGAGGGCUACACGCAGUUCAUGAACUAAUAGGGGAGACUUGCGUACGUUGACAUAAGGUCAUAAGGAGACUGUUUCAGCAGGAACACUUCAAUAGAUUCAGGCCUUUCCUUCUAGCGCCUCUCCCGAUAUUGGGAAAUUUCCUUUUUAUUUUGUUACAUUCAUUAUAUCUAUUUUUAAAUCUCACAUCUCUCACUUUACAAUAGACAUUUUUUCUCCACUGGUUUUUCUACUUGCUUCUGCCCACUGAUUAAAAAAAGAGAGCCCUGGAAGAGACACACACACACUGUAUAUAACCAAAACGACUUAACUGUCAGACUUUCUGCUCAAAAGCCUUUCUAUAUUGCCAAAUGGAGAUCUUAUUUUAGUUACAGGCUCUUGCGUGAGACCUAUUUUGUGUAUCAGUAAAUGUCUUUGAUAUUUUUUUUUUUUUACUCACACUAUAUGGAAUAUUGCCAAAUGACAUAACAAUGGUUUCAAACAGAUGGUCGUUUUUUAUGGAAUGUUUCAAAUAGAAUACGAAGGCAUUUGCCCAAAUCUACUUAAGUUUAUCAGUGAGCGAAAGAUGUAAUCAUUUAAGAAAUGGUUAAAAGAAAUUCUAUUGAAAAUGUUGGCGAAUAAACCGAAUUGAAAUCAGUAAGACCAUGACACAACACACCACCUCAGGAGUCCAUACUUAAUUUGAGUUCCCGUCACAGAUGAAACUAGAUCUUGAUCCAUCUCUGUGAUCUUACUCUACUGCUGAACUAGAUUCCACUGUGUCCGUCUUAUACUUUGCAACUCCUAAAGACACACACACAGUCUGUUUGCCAAGUCCUGAUAACUUGACCCCUUUGCGUAAACAGCCAUUCCAUCACUGCCAGCCUACAACACCAGGAGCUCUAGGGACUACAUAAAUGAGACGACAGUACAUGUCAUUGGGGUGGCAGCGUAGCCUAGUGGUUAGAGCGUUGGACUAGUAACCGAAAGGUUGCAAGUUCAAAUCCCCGAGCUGACAAGGUACAAAUCUGUUGUUCUGCCCAUGAACAAGGCUGUCUGUUCCUAGGCUGUCAUUGAAAAUAAGAAUUUGUUAUUUAACUGACUUGCCUAGUUAAAUAAAGGUAAUAUAUAUAUAUAUAUAUAUAUAUAUAUAUAUAUAUAUAUAAAAUAAUGCUAAUCAUUCUGUGCCUUGAUGUGUCAUAAUACUCCUAGUCUGUAACUCUUGAUCGUGCUGGUCUCCAAUCUUUGUUAACAGUAUCAGAAUUCAACAGACUUGCAUGGGGAGUCUGACUGCUGUUUUGAUGCAGCAAUACACAAGUACAUGUGAAGAGUAACCUCCCCUGAAUUCCAAAUCAAGUUCAAGCCCCCACUAUCCCAUCCUAUGCUCUUGUGUAGAUCUGAGAGGAUUGGUAAACAGGUGGUAGCUAGGUGGAAUUGUCGCAAUAUAAUAUUGCUUACACUUAAUCCAAUUCUUUCAGAUCUCCACAAAUGCACAGGAAUUUUGGAUUCAGGGUGCGUUUCAGCUUUAAUCGAACGUUAAAUGAUCUGGUAACUUGACAUAAUCAUUGUAAAGGACUCAGACAGGCUACAUGAUCACAACAACAUUUAUAAAUCAGCAUCUGAAUAUCUUUUUAAAGACUAUGCUGUGAUUUUGAACAUGUAAACCUGAGUGUUUAGGUUUAUUGAGAAGCCUUGUGAAAUGUAGUUAUCUUUUUCUAUUUAUGGUUAACCUGCCUGAGAUAUAGUAGUACUGUAAACCAUGUCACUGUCAAGUAGAGGAAAAGAGACUAGUGAGGAAAGACCUUAAUAUAUUUUCCCGUUUAUAUUUUCCCCACACUGAAAUGGGUGCAACCAAAUAUUCAGCAUUGGCCAGAGGUAUAUCAUAGUGUUAUAAAAAAAAAACUUUUAUACUGUAAAAAGAUGCCUGUAUGAAAAUGUAAUUUACUCAUCAUUCAACCAGUAUUGUAUAAAGAGCAAUUUACUUGUUUUUGUCAUUUCAAAAGGAUGGUCAGAAUACACUUCAGUUUUAUGAGUUCUGUAUUUAUUGAUACAGUAUACCAUACUUAAAAGAACACUCAUGGGGUCAUAACUGUCUACACUCCCUCAACACUGUAGAACAUCUCUCACACACUUGCACCAUCUUCAGACUAUAUUAUGUUGAUGGUACACUGUUUUAUACGGCACUUUCAUGUAUGGAUUAAAUGGAUAUUGUCAGAUCUAUUAAAACAGAAAUGUCACUGUGA